This is a messenger RNA of Rhinichthys klamathensis goyatoka, 5000 nucleotides long. RefSeq names its product valosin containing protein (p97)/p47 complex interacting protein 1 (gene vcpip1). The coding region runs from base 154 to 3480 and encodes 1108 amino acids. The transcript has 3 exons. The record is from RefSeq and is a predicted model, not a curated record. NCBI's taxonomy places the organism in Eukaryota, Metazoa, Chordata, Actinopteri, Cypriniformes, Leuciscidae. Gene Ontology annotation, molecular function: cysteine-type deubiquitinase activity. Gene Ontology annotation, biological process: endoplasmic reticulum membrane fusion; Golgi reassembly; protein ubiquitination.
AGGGUCACGCUGUGUUACAGAUCCGCUUCCGUGUUGUGUUUGUUACUGGAAAACAGAAACUGCGUGAGGUGACAUAAUUUUCUAUUGCCCGUCACUGAUUAGACAGCGAUGCUUUUGUAAACCGCUGCGUCAGAAGAGAUAUCUGUUUGGACUAUGUCGUUGAUUCCGGGCUCAAAGCAGAAGGACAGGCGCAUUUUAUGCGGGAUGUGCCCGGACCCGCAGUGUCAGGCGAAGCUCUUCUUCCCCGCACACACCUCCAUGAGCAUCGAGUGCACUGAGUGCGGCCAGAGACACGAGCAGAAGAAUCUCGCGAAUGUGGAGGAAGUGACUGACCCAGAUGUAGUGCUUCAUAAUUUGCUGAGAAAUGCUUUGCUGGGUGUGCCAGGCCCUCCCAAAAAGGGCUCAGAGCUGGUGAAAGUGAUGGGACUGUCCAACUAUCACUGCAAGCUGCUGUCACCCAUCCUCACCCGCUAUGGCAUGGACAAACAGACGGGCACUGCCAAACUCUUGAAGGAAAUGAACCAGGGAAACAUCUUUGACUGCUCACUUCUUGGGGACCGUGCAUUUCUCAUCGAGCAAGAGCAUGUGUCCACUGUUGGGUAUGGACGGGAUCGGUCAGGGAGCCUGAUCUACCUGCAUGACACUUUGGAGGAGAUCAAGAAAGCAAACUUGAAUAGAGAGUGUCUUAUUCCCGUGCAUGUGGAUGGAGACGGACACUGCCUGGUCCACGCUGUGUCCAGGGCGUUAGUUGGACGUGAGCUGUUCUGGCAUGCCCUUCGAGAGAACCUAAAACUCAAUUUCAAUCAGUACCUUGACCGCUACAAAGCUCUUUUCCAGGACUUUAUAGAUGCAGCAGAAUGGGAAGACAUCAUUAACGAGUGUGACCCGUUGUUUAUCCCUCCAGAAGGCGUUCCUUUGGGGCUGCGAAACAUCCACAUAUUCGGCCUGGCGAAUGUACUGCACAGACCCAUAAUCCUAUUGGACUCACUGAGCGGCAUGCGCAGCUCGGGCGAUUACUCCGCCACCUUCCUGCCGGGCUUGGUUCCAGAGGAGCAUUGCAGAGGAAAAGAUGGCACUCUGAACAAACCCAUCUGCAUCGCCUGGAGCAGCUCUGGCAGAAAUCACUAUCUGCCCCUAGUGGGCAUCAAGGGCUUGGCUUUGCCCCGUUUACCUGCUGCGCUGCUCCCGAAAGCUUGGGGUGUUCCUCAAGAGCUGAUUCGCAAAUACGUGAGCUUGGACCCCAGUGGAAGCUGUGUGAUCGGGGGAGACCGGAGCCUGCAGGAUAAGUACCUGCUGCGGCUUGUAGGCGCAAUGGAGGACGUUUUCAUGGACAAGCACGGCAUCCAUCCCGCUCUUGUCGCCGACGUCCACCAGUACAUAUAUCGACGCACUGGGGUGAUCGGCGUGCAGCCGGAGGAGGUCACAGAAGCUGCGAAGAAAUCUGUUCAGGAGGGCCGACUCCACCGCUGCCUUGUCUGCAAUGCCCUUUCAGAACUCCACGUGCCAGCGGAGUGGCUCAUCCCGGGAGGGAAACUCUACAACUUGGCCAAGUCGACUCAUGGAACGCUGAGAGCGGACAAGAACUACAGCUUUCCUUUGAAUAGUUUGGUUUGUUCUUAUAACCCAGAAAAAGAUGUGCUCGUGCCUGACUACAAACUCAGUUCGCUCGCAGCCUGCACCUGGUGUCACGGGACCUCGGUGCGACGCGUUCGUGGCGACGGCUCUGUAGUCUAUUUGGACGGAGACCGUACCAACACUCGCUCACAGGGUGGGAAGUGCGGCUGUGGGUUCAAGCACUUCUGGGAGGGGAAGGAGUAUGAAAAUCUUCCCGAAGCCUUCCCCAUCACUCUGGAGUGGGCCGGCCGUGUGGUGCGAGAGACCGUUUACUGGUUCCAGUACGAAACGGAUCAGACGCUCAACAGCAAUGUUUACGACGUGACAAUGCGACUCGUCACGAAGCACUUCCCCGGUGAGUUUGGCAGCGAGAUCCUAGUCCAAAAAGUUGUGAACACCAUUUUGCAUCACACUGCCAAGCGGAGCCAAGACGAAUACAAUCCAGUUGCCAUCGAAGGUGCUCACGCGCAGGACGGGGAACACGGGAGUGAAUCGGCCUCACGCCCUCCAACUAAAAUCAUCCUGACGGGACAGAAGGGCAAAACCCUGCAUAAGGAGGAGCUGGUGAUGAGCAAAACUGAGAGGGUCUUGCAGCACAGCAUCAGCGAGCAGGCAGCCCUCUCCCAGCGCCGCAGCACAGACCGCGUGCGCCAGCAGGAUCCUCGCCCGUCAUCUCCUUCAUCUUCAUCAUCCUCUGCUCCUCCCACGCCCACCAAAGUGCCACCCACCAGCGGAGAGAAGAAGAUACGUGUAACAACCAGCGAUGGCCGGCAGGCCAUGCUCACGCUGCAACCGCACACCACCUACAGUGAUCUCCAGAACUCCAUCAUCCAGGUCUUCAACUUGUCGUCUGGACAGUUGUGCAUCCGACAUGGCUUCCCGCCGAGAGAGCUGCCCCCACCCCGUCCUGAGGACCAGAACCAGCCAGUGGCACUCCAGCAUGGCGACCGCAUCUCUGUGGAAGCGCUAAAAGAGAGCUCACCCGAUACUCACAUGACCCAGACCCACACUCACGCACCACAAACUCACGCUCACUCUGACACACACCUCAGUCGCACCAGUAGCAGGGAACUUCAGGACAACAUUGACCUUGAGAUGUCAUCACUCUGUCUCCUGGCAGCACUCAUGGGUGAAGAUGUCUGGUCUUAUGCUAAAAAACUGCCUCACCUGUUCCAGCAAGGAGGAGUCUUCUACAAUAUUGUGAAGAAAGACAUGGGUCUGUUGGACGGGAAGCACUGCACGCUGCCCCACUUGUCGGGUAAGACGUUUGUGUUCAAUUCAUCAGAAGAGCGUUUGGAGCUGUGUGUGGACACAGCCGGUCAUUUUCCAGUGGGCCCUGACGUGGAGGAGCUCGUCCAGGAGGCCCUUUCCCAACUCCGCUCUGACGCAGCCUCUCGUAGCCACGAGGGAAGCCCCGCCCACAGCCUGCGAUUGGGCGCCGGUGGUGCGGUGCGCAAGAAAGAGCAGAACGUCACUGCCUUCCAGGGCAAAGGUCACUCCUUGGGUUCCGCCCCUCCUGAACACCCACCAAUCAGGCGGCAACACAGCAGUGGUGUGGAUCUCAGCAGCAGCGUUCGCGACGAAGGCUUAACGUUGUCAGGGGAGGAUUUGGUGCGCGUGGCCCCGGGCAUGCUCACUUUACGUGAGGGCCGCGGCAUGGGGCUGGAGCCCGCCGUGAUCGAGGCCCAGCGGCAGCGCCUGCAGGAGAUGGUCUCAAACAUACAGGCGUCCAUGGACAAACACUUGCGCCAGCAUGCAACAGCAAGGCAUGAUGGGGAGGAAGAAGAGACUCCUGACAAACAGGAGGAGAUGGAGAGUCAUGGGGCGGAGCCUCCCAGCAACUUUGAGCCCAUGGACCAAUCCUGAUGCUUCAUUUCCCUUACAGCAGAGUGAGCUUCCUGGCAUAACACACAUACACACACACACACUGUGAUCCGACUAACAAAUAAGGGUGCAGCGGAUUUACUAACGUAUGCGUCUUUUUAGUGCAAAACGCAUUCCUUAUAUUCUCAAAGUCUUAAGAUGUGAAAUUUGAAGUGAUUAUUUAGGGUAGUGAGUGUUGGCUUUCAUCCACUUCAAAUAUAUACAUGGUGCACACACUAAUUUAUUGCAAGAGAUAGUUCAACUAAAAGUGAUAAUUCUGUUAUUCCUUUACUCAUCCUCAUGUCGUUCCAAACCUGUACAACUUUCUUUCUUCUGUGGAACACAAAAGAUGAUAUUUUGAACUGGUUUCGUCCAUAUAAUGAACAUUGGACCCUAUUGGCUUUCUUAAUAUGGACAAUAAAAAAAACACACUUUAAAAAAAAUCAAAUUCACAGAAGAAAGUAUGUCAGAAUGGCAUGAGGGUGAGUAAAUUAUGACAGAAUUUCAUUUUUGGGUGAAUUAUCCCUUUAAGAUCACCCUUUAGCUUUGCUUGUAUGCAGAUGCAUAGUACUUAUAUAAUCAAAGUGCACUUUGACCCUCAUUGCUGGAUUCACGGCUCUGUUAUCAACAUAAUUACAACCUAAUUCUUCACAAUCAAAUUUGAAACUUUGACUGUCUCACUGAGUCUAAAGCCCUGUGUGCACUUAGUAGUGGCCGGUGGAACAAACCAGGUGUCAGCUCAGUGAUGUAGUCAUCUUUUGGACUUCUCUAGCCUGUAUUACCCACAAUGCAUUGCUGUCUAUCCAAAGAACACUACAUGGGGAAAAGCCUGAAAAAGAGUUCUAGCAGCAUUUCACAUUCACUUAAACGUCCCACUACAAACUUACGGCUCAGAAACCGCUCACAGCAGGUCAGCAUGGAGUAUCCGUAGAUCUGAGAGCAAGUUUCUGUUCUGAAAUCUCCGAUUGGCCUUUGAACUCUUGACAAUGUUGCUUUUAAUGCAGGCCCACAAAAGUCGUUCAGGCUUAUUAUUUGGUUUUGUUGUGCCCUUUUGCAUGUCCUUUCUUCUUUGAACACUGUUCAGUACAAGACAAUUCCAACAGGUUUACUUAGUAUCGGAAUGUAAUGUAGAUUUUGGCUAAAUCCAAAUGGAAAGUAGCAGAGUUGGUGAUACUUUCAGGAUAUUCUGAUUUCAGCGCUAUGGUAAUAUUGUUAGCUGUGUUAGGCCAUAAUAAAACGCUGAAGUAUAGGGCAAAGUGUGUCAAGGACGGUUUGAGUUCAGAAAAAAAUGAUAUCCACAUUCUGUUCUUAACAGAUUUUUCUUGUCACCUUGGCAACCGAUUCAUAGAAACCAAAAACAAAUUACAGUAAGACUGAUUACUAGAGCUCUUGAUCUUUGUGCUUCGGUCACUGGGUAGAACUUAAAAACAGAUGGAAAAUCCUAGAGAUUUUUGAACUCCGUUUAUAUCUAUUGAAACUUUGCUGAGCUGUUGCAUUUAACACGAUGUUGCCAAAAAAACAAA